AUGAAGAGUGAGGUGCAAUUAUUGGGUGCAUGGCCAAGUCCAUUUGUGUUGAGGGCUCGCAUAGCUCUAAAUAUAAAAUCAGUGGAGUAUGAGUUCCUUGAGGAAAAUUUGGAAUCAAAAAGCCAGCUUCUUCUUAAAUCCAACCCUAUACACAAGAAAAUCCCUGUUCUCAUUCACAGGGACAAACCCAUUUGCGAGUCUUUGAUCAUUGUACAAUAUGUGGAUGAUGCAUGGUCAUUUGCCCCUCUCAUUCUCCCCUCUCAUCCUUAUGACCGCGCCAUUGCUCGUUUUUGGGCUGCCUAUAUUGAUGAAAAGUGGUACCCGACCAUGAAAUCCAUUAGAGGAGCAAAGGGAGAGGAUGAGAAGAAGAGACUGAUAGAGGAGGUAAGAGAAGGAUUGGCAUUGCUCGAGGAUGCGUUCAAAGAAAGUAGCAAAGGCAAGGCCUUUUUUGGCGGUGACCAAAUUGGAUUCUUGGAUAUUGCACUUGGUAGCAUCUUGGGGUGGAUGAGGGUCACUGAGAUCUCAAAUGGGGUGAAAUUGCUGGAUCAGCCCAAAACACCUGGGCUCCUCAAAUGGGCCCAAGAAUUCUGUGCCCAUGGUGCUGUUAAAGGUGUUAUGCCAGAGACAACGAAGCUUCUUGAGUUUGCCAAGACGCUGAAACGCUAA
Messenger RNA from Abrus precatorius (Indian licorice), 666 nucleotides. RefSeq names its product glutathione S-transferase U17-like. Gene Ontology annotation, biological process: glutathione metabolic process. Bases 1 to 666 code for a protein of 221 amino acids. The record is from RefSeq and is a predicted model, not a curated record. Gene Ontology annotation, molecular function: glutathione transferase activity. NCBI's taxonomy places the organism in Eukaryota, Viridiplantae, Streptophyta, Magnoliopsida, Fabales, Fabaceae. The transcript is spliced from 2 exons. Gene Ontology annotation, cellular component: cytoplasm.